AGGACCCUGGCGGAGAUGGAGCAGUCGGCCGCCGAAGUGCAACGAGCCGCGGCGCAGCUCUCGUUGUGCAAGGUGGAUUGGCUGCGGUGCUACGAGUCCGCCUUGCGCAAUGCUCGCGAUGAUGCAGAGGUGGAGGCUGUGAAAGCAGCGGCCGUGGCACAAUCUACACAGAUGGAUUGGACGAUUGUCGCAUCCUCCCAGUGUGCCAUGUCCGGACCCACGCAUGGCACAGCACAAGGGGCACAUGGUAUGCUUGGCACUGCUCGGAGCGGUGUGCAUGAGGGGCAUGGCAUGGCAGAUGGUGCACUUCAUGACGCGGUCAGGACCGUUUCACCUGCCUCACAUGGGGAGGUCGGCGAUGCGCAUGGCCAUGGCGCAUCAGGUGACUUCGCCACCGCCAAGCACCACUUGGAGCAUCGGUGGAUGGAGAAGACGGCCUUUGGCGCCGCCGAGCGCGUGGUGGAACGCAUGACCGAGAGGGUGGGCGAACGCCUCGCCGAGCGUGUGGGGGAGCGGAUGACGGAGCGCGUGGGGGAGCGCUUGGUGGAAGGCGUCGGCGAACGCUUGGCUGAAAGGAGUGCUGAACGCUUGGUGGAGAGGGGCAUGGAGAGGGGUGCAGAGAUCGCCUUGCAGCGGGCGGGCCAGGGAGCAGCAAGACACAUUGUUGGGCGUGCCAUCGGCGAGUCCUUGAGGAUGACGGAGCAUGCGACCAUGCAGGCGUUGAAGGCCUUGAGAGUUUUAGUACCCUUCGUUGGAAUGCUUUUCGUGAUCCACCUGGCUGAGCAUGACUGGCACAGGUUCAUGGAGGAGUGGAAAGCACGGAGAUCCGUGAGCUGCAGCCUUUUCGCAUUGGCACUUCUGGGAGAUGCCAUGGAUACCUUGGCACAUGUCUGUGUGAUUUCGGCUGGGUUGGUGCACAUCGACCAUGACUUCUUGCACAGUACUGAGAAUUAUGGCAUGGGCUUCGCGGUGAUGGCCUGCUGCUCCGUGGUCGCUGGUGAGAUCUCCUCCGCCAAAGCGCAACGGCGGGAGCUGAAGCGGAACAGGUCCAAAGGAACCACUGUGGUGCCUAUCACGGGCAGUCCUUGAACCGCGAGGUGCGUCAGAGGCUCCUGAGACGAUGAGUUUAUACUACGCCCCUGGACAUGACAUGAUGGCAUGUCUGGAGAACAACGUCAACUGCGGCACAGCGAGGCCACGCGCGCUCGGCACAGCAUGCCAUGGCUCAGAGGCACCGGCACUGUUGGGCUCAAAAGCAGUCCAAGCGGAUGUCCUUCAGCAGAGAUCGAGGAAGAUGGAUUUCCAACAAGUCGGUUUUCUGUGUGCGUUCGUGUAUUCCCGCAGAAGUUUGCGCUCGCACACGCACACUUGCAAACCAUCACGAACCUGG
This is a messenger RNA of Durusdinium trenchii, 1390 nucleotides long. NCBI's taxonomy places the organism in Eukaryota, Dinophyceae, Suessiales, Symbiodiniaceae. The record is from the annotation of a GenBank genome assembly.